GAAACCAUCACCACAAGCUGCACUUACCAUAGGCCUGAUAGGGCAUAACUAAUCAAGAUGUCACCACCGGAAAGAUGGGAGGGCUACACAGCUCUUGGAAAUGUUAUUCCUGGAACAAGAUUAAUAACAUUUAAAGUGCCUUUGAAAAAGGAAUUGUGUGAAAAGCUUCCAGAGAAGGAGAAAUUUACCCCAAGAAGUUUGGUUUCCAUGGUAAAUGACUUGGGAUGUCAGUUAAGAAUGGUCAUAGACCUUACAUUCACUACAAAAUACUACGGUGCACAGGAAAUGGAACACCAGGGUGUCAGAUAUGAAAAGAUUUUUACAGAAGGCCAUAAUGUUCCCAGUGAUGACGUAGUAUACAGAUUUUUUGAUACACUAGAGAGCUUUUAUGAGGCAAAUAAAGACAACAAUCAUUUGGUAGGAGUACACUGUACUCAUGGAGUCAACAGGACAGGUUACGUGGUCUGCAGAUAUAUGAUUGAGAGACUGGGUUUUGAACCAGACAAAGCUAUGGCAGUUUACCAUGAAGCAAGAGGCCACCCAGUAGAAAGAGAAAACUACAUAGAAGACUUAAGAAGCAGACAAUUAAACAAUGAUUACAAGUAUGAAGGUAGAGAAAAACUUCCCAUGAAAAAAGUUUCACAGGGUUGGAGACGUGAAAGACACCAUAAUGGCAGACGGAGUAACCAGGAAAAGGACUUUCAUCACAAUAGUCACCAUAGAAAUAAUGAGUAUCAAGAUGUGCAUAGAUAUCAUGAUGACUCACAGAAAAUGUAUGGUGGUCAAACUUGGUCUCAACAGCAUCAGGAAUUGGAUUGGCGAAGAGACAAAAGUCACAUGGGUUGUUACCAUGGAGAUCAACAGAACUGGAAUGACAGGAGAUAUCAGGACAGUAGGAGAGAUUACAGAUAUCAAAACAGAGAGGGUGUACGACAGAAUGAUCAGUACAAUGACUGGAGGAACAAUGGCCAGAGAUAUCACCAUCAUCAAAACAGUGGACAUCAGCAACCUCCUCAAAGUAGAUAUUUCAGGCAGGGCUAUAGAGAUGGUUACAAUGAUGAAAGGUUUGAUUAUCACUCCAGACAGAACAGUCAUCGUGGACACUAUCAGGGUGGUGGAUCAUAUAGAAAUCAGAGAGGUGGACAGUAUAAAUCAAGGAAUGAUAGAUCUUCUUAUCAAUGGAAGGCAGAAAAUCGACCACAAAUCAGAAAAAGACACUGUUCUGGUGAGAUGAUUAGAAGUGAAUCUCAAAGUUGCAAACGUCAGAAUUCUAAAACAGAUGAAAAAUUACACAAGCAAUGUGAAAAAAUGUUGAUAUCAGAUUCAUGUAGCUCAACAUUAGAGAAUAACGAAAUAUCGAAGUCAGCAUGUGCAGAGGAAACCCUAGAUAAAACUUACCCUGAGUCUCCAUCCAGGGGUAGCUCAGCACGAAGUUCAAAGAAAGUGAAACCAAGAGUUAAUAAAACUGAUGAACUGCAGAAAACUGCUGAGACAGGGCUGACAAUAUCAGGUGAUUACCAACAAUGAGAGCAUUAUAAAUCAUAUAAGUGAAAAGUUGAACCACCAAAGUAACACUAAGAUACUGUGAAAGACCAUACAGUGUUCUGUCAAACGGCGGAGAAUGGGCAGAUCGAAGCAAAAAGUGCUCAAAAAGUGGAUGGUAAACCUUUAAUAAUAACUUCUCUGGGUUCAUCAAACAAUGAGGAGUGUUGCUACAUCUUAUGACUGUACUGAACCAAAUUGAAAACUCUACUAGUAUAUGACCUCAAGGAUUGAUAGAUAAAGCAUAGUGUGAUUUUACAUUACAGACACCGUAUUGUUUUACUCUUUGAUAUCAAAAUACAAAAUGCUAACAUUUCAUAUUUACCAAUUAGCUAAGUGCCAUUUGAAUACUCUUGUAAACAAUUCCAGUUUUACUGUGCUGAAAAGGAAGAGAGUCAUGCAUAUAAUCCUUAUAAUGGCUUACCCGGUACAUAUGGAAUGUUUUUUAAAAUUUCUUCUUUUAAAGUAGAUAAGUAAUUUAACACCGGCACUUGACGGUAAAUACUUUUCUUAUAUUAAAAAAAUGUAAACCUCAAUCUGAUAGGUUGGGGGUUAGUCUAUCUUUUUAAGAAACAUGUAAUGUCAAGUGUCUGUGUAAUUUAAAUGUAGUUUUAAACCUGUUUGUCUUAUUUUACACAGAAUAUCGUACAUGUAGUUAAGAAUACAAAUAUGAAGUAACUUUCCAAGUUAUAAAUGCUCAAAAUUUAAA
Saccostrea echinata is the source of this 2251-nucleotide messenger RNA. Its product is annotated as RNA/RNP complex-1-interacting phosphatase-like. Bases 58 to 1527 code for a protein of 489 amino acids. NCBI's taxonomy places the organism in Eukaryota, Metazoa, Mollusca, Bivalvia, Ostreida, Ostreidae. Gene Ontology annotation, molecular function: polynucleotide 5'-phosphatase activity; protein tyrosine/serine/threonine phosphatase activity. The transcript is spliced from 9 exons. The record is from RefSeq and is a predicted model, not a curated record. Gene Ontology annotation, biological process: protein dephosphorylation.